GUGUGGGCCUCCCAAAAUCAGUUUUCCCUGAGUCCAAAGUUCAACACUCCAAUCAUACUACCUUUUAUGCACUUGUUCGGGUGUUGGGCCGCAUAUUACGAUCCAUAAAAGGGUGUAUAUAUAAAAGUAAGGAAAGAUAAAAAAAUCAAUAUAAUUAAAUAAAUAAAUAUAAGAAAAUAAUAAAUAUAUGUUUGUCGAUUUUUUUUAAAAAAUAUGCAUAAAUAACUGUAUCAUAAAGUAAAAUACAAAUGUUACAUAUGCUUACAUUAAACAAAAUAAAUUAUGAAAAACCGUAUAAAUAAAAUAGCCAAGAGGGACACAGCAUAGUCUCUAUAUAGAAAUAUGUAUUGUGAUUAAAUAUUUAAAAUAAUUUAUUUUUAAAUACACGAUAAAUGAAGUUUUUUAAUAUGUAUUUUUAAUGUAAAAAGCCAAAAUAGCAUAUAUACUUUAAUUUCUAAUUAAACAUAAUAAAUAUAUUAUAAAUGAUCUACGAUACAAAUAAACUUUUAUAUAAUAAUCUUUUGAAUUUUUUAUUCAUUACAAUGUGAUGCAAAUGACUAGAUUGGGAUAGAUGUGUGAUUGAUUAGAGUUGGGAGGGGUGAUAGCGUCUGACCACUCAAGUAACCAGGUGAGAUGUGUUUAGAAAUGGAAGUAAAAUUGGAUGUUUGGAAUGUUAGUAAAGACGAAGAUAGAAAAGAGACAAACCACUAAACCACGAAAAUUAGGAAAAUAAUAUAUUAACGAAAAAAUUAAGAAACGAUGAAAAAUAAUUUCUUCCCAUUGUAUAAACUAGAAUUUUAUAUAAAAUACAUAUAGUUUUUAUCGUGAAUAUGUAGUACAGUUUUUUAAUAUUUUAUAUUAUAAACUUAUUACUAUUUUUAUAUUUUCGUAGAAUCAGAAAUAUAAUUUACUAUUAAUAAAAUUGCAAAUAUAAACUUUUGUUGUAUCUAAUUUACAAUGCGUUGGUCAUAUAAUUUGUGAUUGCAAAUUAAAUUAUUAAUUUACCUGGUUACUUUAAAUUGGCUAUAUAUAUAUUAAAUAAGCAUUGUAUUUUAUGUAAGCAAUGUUUGUGUUUUCUAUAUGUCUUUAUAAUUUACACAUCAAAUAUUCUUAAACAUUUUAAUUAAAAUAAGUAACUAAAAAAUUUAGAUAUUGUGUAUUUUAUUCUCAAAAUAACAAUUUAAUUGUUAAUUUAUUUAAUGAUUUUUGAAAAACAUAUAAAUUGGUAAAGAAUGCAAAUUAACAUAAUACAAUCUAAAUAGUACAAUUUCUAAUUAUCUAUUAGUGGUUUUUGUUAACUUAAAUAAACAAAAUCAUUUGUGGACUACAUAUUAAUUAAAUGGUAAUUUAAAAGAUAUUUUGUUUUAAAUUUAAUAGGUUAAUUCUCAAUAAUUUGAUCUACUUAUUUAAAAUUGUGUAACAAUUGAUUUUCUUUUAUAGUAGGGUUAAUGUCAAUAGAUAGGUUUGACUGCAUGGCUAAAAAGCUAUAUCCCAUCUCUGUAUUUCAGAGACAAUUGUACUCCCUGAACACUAGUUGCUAAUGAAAUGACUUACACCAAAAAGAUAGAAAGUAGAAGAAUUUUUUACCUCCUAGGACACAUUUUGUCUUUGGAAUUACACAUUAACACACUCCUUGCUGGAGGCACACAUUCUUCAUGUGCAAUGUCCUACAUACCCUCAAUCUUAUGAAACCUUAUCUAAUACUAACUAGAGGAACUAACUGGACAUCCUAACUAAGGUUAAAAGUAUUUUGAUUUUUUUAUUGAAUAUUCUUUAUUUGUUUGAAUUUCGAAUUUCAAAAAUAUAUGUUCAAUUAAAACAUUAUCCUAUAUGCUUUUACGAUUCCCCCAAUUGACAAACCCUAGACUGGGCGACUCACUCUCCCUCGAUUGUCUCCUUCAUCGUCACCUUCUUCACCUUCUCCACCAAAUCAAACCCAGAAAUCUCCAAUCCUCGAUUGUCUUCUUCAUCUCCACCUUUUCUUCAUUCUCCUCCCGCGAAUCAUGACGAAACCGCAGUGUAAGAAGAAGAAAGGAAAGACGACGCAGCAGACGCCACCAACGCAAAUCGACGGAACAGUCGGAGAAGACCUCCGUCUCCCACCCAGAUUAUUCGCAACUGAUAGGUUCCCCGUCAGGCGACUCAAUAUCUACUCCUCGCCGGAGAUUCUGCCGUUCAUUCGCCAUGUUCUCCGAGGUACUCCGGAGUUCGAUACUAUUCGCCAGUCACCUUUUGGGAAGCUUUUCGACAUCCCUGCCCGCCAAGCUCCAGUUUCCUGUAAGAUGAUUCAUUCCUUCCUCUCGCGUCAACUUCUAUGUCUUCCAGAACACACGCUCUGGACGGCUUUUGGUGGGAAGCCUCUCCGUUACGGUCUCCAAGAGUUUGGUACCGUCACCGGCUUAGACUGUCGGCCCUUCCCGGAAGGGUAUCACCCAGACAUUGCUAAAUCUGUUGUUCCUGGCAAAGACAACGUAUGGAAAAGAGUUAUUGGCAAGAAGAAGACCAUAACGAUUGCGGAACUAUGUCGUAUGCUCGAAACAGGUCACAAGAUGUCUCAAUGGAGGAAGAUACGACUUGCGUUGAUUAUCAUCGUCGACGGCGUCCUCUUUGCUUGAAUACGCGCUCAGGUGAUUGCGGCCCCGUCAGCAUGAAGUUUCUUGAGAUGCAUGCCCAUGGUGACCCAAUCCAUCACAUGGAGAGCCUAACAGACAAAGCAGUUGACGACAUAAGGAAGCAGUACGCUCUGGACAUCUACAAGACUAUUGUCAUGCCAUCUUACUAUGCUCUCCGCUUGCCUUUAGCCUAAGUAUCUCUUCUUAUAAAACGUUGUUCGACUUACUCCUACCUUUUGUGUAACAUAUGGGAGUUUAGGACCUGUUGUUUUAUGUUUUGGGUGCGAUGCUUGCCACUUUCGGGCAAGAAACUACAUACGCUGUGCUUACUUAAUGUUUAAACUUUAAGUUACGGAUAA
Brassica napus (rape) is the source of this 2971-nucleotide messenger RNA. RefSeq lists its product as uncharacterized. Bases 2004 to 2615 code for a protein of 203 amino acids. The record is from RefSeq and is a predicted model, not a curated record. NCBI's taxonomy places the organism in Eukaryota, Viridiplantae, Streptophyta, Magnoliopsida, Brassicales, Brassicaceae. The transcript is spliced from 2 exons.